CCCAGGGGCGGGGCGCCGCCGACCCGAGGCGGGCUGCUUUAGUGCGGCGGAGCAGCGGGGGAAGAUGGCGGCCGCUGUGCCCCAGCGGGCGUGGACCGUGGAGCAGCUGCGCAGCGAGCAGCUGCCCAAGAAGGACAUAAUCAAGUUUCUGCAGGACCACGGUUCAGAUUCGUUUCUUGCAGAGCAUAAAUUAUUAGGAAACAUUAAAAAUGUAGCUAAGACAGCUAAUAAGGAUCAUUUGGUUACAGCUUACAAUCAUCUUUUUGAAACUAAGCGUUUCAAAGGUACUGAAAGCAUAAGUAAAGUGACUGAUCAAGUGAAAAAUGUGAAGCUCAAUGAAGAAAAACCCAAGGAAACCAAGUCUGAAGAGAUUCAAGAUGAGGGUCCACCAAAAUACACAAAAUCUAUUCUGAAAAAGGGAGAUAAAACCAACUUUCCCAAAAAGGGAGACGUUGUGCACUGCUGGUACACAGGGACGCUGCAGGAUGGGACAGUUUUUGAUACUAAUAUUCAAACAAGUUCAAAGAAGAAGAAAAAUGCCAAGCCUUUAAGUUUUAAGGUUGGAGUUGGCAAAGUUAUCAGAGGAUGGGAUGAAGCACUCUUGACUAUGAGUAAAGGGGAAAAAGCUCGACUGGAGAUUGAACCAGAAUGGGCUUAUGGAAAGAAAGGACAGCCUGAUGCCAAAAUUCCGCCAAAUGCAAAACUCAUUUUUGAAGUAGAAUUAGUGGAUAUUGAUUGAAACAGCAAGACUUAAGAUCUGAAGACAUCAGUGUGAUUAAAACUUGGCCUUGAAACUUAAGUAACUAGAACUUGUUAUUAUUGUAAAGAAUCAACUGGAAAUUUCAGAGAGUUAAGUAAAACUUACUUGAUCACAUUUUUUGAGAAAUGU
This is a messenger RNA of Octodon degus (degu), 889 nucleotides long. RefSeq names its product FK506 binding protein 3 (gene Fkbp3). NCBI's taxonomy places the organism in Eukaryota, Metazoa, Chordata, Mammalia, Rodentia, Octodontidae. The coding region runs from base 65 to 739 and encodes 224 amino acids. Gene Ontology annotation, molecular function: peptidyl-prolyl cis-trans isomerase activity. The record is from RefSeq and is a predicted model, not a curated record. The transcript is spliced from 7 exons.